Xiphias gladius (swordfish) is the source of this 3669-nucleotide messenger RNA. RefSeq names its product Rho guanine nucleotide exchange factor (GEF) 16 (gene arhgef16). Gene Ontology annotation, molecular function: guanyl-nucleotide exchange factor activity; protein binding. NCBI's taxonomy places the organism in Eukaryota, Metazoa, Chordata, Actinopteri, Istiophoriformes, Xiphiidae. Bases 572 to 2683 code for a protein of 703 amino acids. Gene Ontology annotation, biological process: activation of GTPase activity. The transcript is spliced from 15 exons. The record is from RefSeq and is a predicted model, not a curated record.
AGGAUAAACAAUCUUCGAUAUCCUCGUGUAUCGAUAAGGAUUACAACUCUGUGCGCAGGUCAAACUCAAACUCGUAUGUUUUAAAUACACUUUACGCCAGUUUUCAUCCAGUUUGCCGGUUCUCGCUUUAUUGAAAAACUGGUCGAGUUUGAUGUGAACAAGCUGGACCGGAAAAGUCGUCCCGCGUCACAGGAGCGGCUGCUGGAUCCAAGCGUCGAGCUGCUCCCUCCGUGAGACGGGUCUCCCCCCAUCGGCCGCUUCGGUCCGCAUCGGCGCCGCUCCGUGGCUGAUUGACGCUCACCUGUGGUGACGUAGGCGGCGCAGCUUAAUGGGCGCCGGCAAACAGAGGAGGAAGUGAGUGGGUGAGGAGAAAUAUGUGACAAGGGUGGAGGGAGGUACUGCAGCCGCGGCGAAAGCAGCGCUCCCCCACGCACCGCACGGCGGCUUCCCAGAGGCUCCGGACUGACCCGUGGCAUCGUUUCACGGGGAGGCCCGCUCGCGCAGACUCCUCCAAUGUUGUAGUUGCUGAAGUGCUCAGUAGACCGGGCCAAGGUCAAGGCAGGAGGACACCAUGUCCCACAGCCAGUCAGACAGCUGCAUGGGCGACCAUGCCCCUCUUAUUCUGGAGAGCCACUUCUCCACAGAACUACAUAUAUCUGAGCCAGGUGAUGACUGCUGCCAGUCACAGAGUCCCUCCAUACCCCAAUCUGAAACAUCCACAGCCCAGCAAGAUGUAGUAGACAAGCUUGUGGUGCCUCAGCAGGUGGUUUUGAGUACCCAGAGUCCUGCAGCACUGAAGGUUGGCACCCACCAGGUCAUCCCCAAAAAAUUAGCCACGGCUAGCCGGCCUAAAAACCGCCACCACACCACCGUGGUGACGUUCCCAGUGGGACUAGAGCACUCCAGCAGUGGGACCCGGAGCCGACACUCAACCCAGGGGCCAGAUGUGUCCUGGGAGGAUUAUGACAGUGAUGGAGAUGGUUUUGCUUUGAGGAGGAACCGCAGGAACAAGUCAUACAGAGCGGCUGUGACCAGCCUGGAUAUGGAGGCCUUAGCGGCAGGACGAGGGGCUGUGGCCACGCUGAAACCUGUCAGAGAGGACAGAGCAACCAGUCCUGGUCCAGCUCGCAGCCCUGGAUGGAAGCGAACCCUGGGGAGAAAGAGGAACCAGAACCAACGUGGAUCCUUCAAAGAUGCUACACCGCGACUCUACCAGGAGAUCCGUGAGCGGGGGCUGCACUCCACCAGCCAGGAUGAGCUGUUGGAUGACUUUGUGGUGGUGGAGCCUCCUGUGGAGGACCAGGGCAUCGUGGUGAAGAGCUACCGGCCAGCACAGCUUACCUGGAGCCAGCUACCGCAGGUGAAGGACACAGGUAUCCUGACACUGAUCUCACCUCAGGAGAGAAAGAGACAAGAGGCCAUUUUUGAGAUAAUCACCUCAGAGCACUCGUACCUGCACAGCCUGGGCAUUCUGGUGCGUCACUUCAAGAAUAGCGAAGCGCUGAGGAAAACGAUGACAACCACAGAGCACCAUCACCUCUUCUCCAACAUCUCUGUCAUCCACCAAGUCAGCCAGCGGUUUUUCGAGGACCUUGAGCGGCGUCACUAUGACAACCCAGUGAUUCGGGACAUUAGCGAUAUUGUUCAGAACCAUGCUGCCCGCCACUUUGAGCCCUACAUUGUCUACUGCUCCAACGAGACCUUCCAGCAGAGGACGCUGCAGAAGCUGCUGACCAGUAACACUGUGUUCAAAGAGACACUGAAGCAAAUUGAAGGGAGCAGUGAAUGCGGAGGCCUCCCCAUGAUCUCGUUCCUCAUCCUUCCCAUGCAGCGAGUCACCAGACUGCCGCUGCUGCUUGAUACAAUCUGCCAGAAAACUCCAGACAGGACAGCGGAGUACUUUGCUGCUGUGUGGGCGCUGCAUGCCAUCAGCAAGUUGGUCACCAGCUGCAAUGAUGGAGCGAGGCGGAUGGAGAGGACAGAGCAGAUGUACACCAUCCAGAAACAUAUGGAUUUUGGUAAAAUCAAGCCCUUUCCUCUGGUGUCGUCAUCGCGGUGGCUGAAAAAGCGUGGCGAGCUUGCCGUCUCCACUGAGGAGCUCAGCAUCUGGAGGGCUUUCAGCAACAGGAGCUACUACCUGUUUCUUUUCAAUGACGUACUGAUCGUUACUAAGAAGAAGAGUGAAGAGAGCUUUGUUGUGAUGGACUACGCCACACUGGAGAAUGUCGAGGUGGAGGUCGGGGAGGAUGCUGAGGGUCGGACGUCUCCGCCUGCCAAGAACAGCUCCAGCUACUACCUUUCCUUCAAACUGCUGAUGAGCAGGAACAGCGAGGCCAGAGCAGAGCACAUCUCCCUGGUGGCUGAGUCCAGGGUGGACCGAGCUCGUUGGAUAGUGGCUCUUACAGAGCACAAGCAGGCAGGUGUCUUCAAUCGUACAGAUGGUCUACCACAGUAUGAGGCCACCAAAGCCUACAUGCCAAAGGAGCCAGACGAGCUGGGGCUGCAACAAGCUGAGCUUGUCAUCGUCCUACAGAAAGAGGAAGCCUGGUGCUAUGGGGAGAGAAUGCGAGACGGAGAGAGAGGCUGGUUUCCUGCUAGCUGUGCCACAGAGAUCACCAACCCUACUGCCAUGGAGAACAACGUGCAACGUAUGAAGCGCUUGCGCAAAGAGACCAAUGUUUGAGUGCCUCUCCACCGCCAUACUAUCGAAUCAGGAUGUACAGGGGCAUGGACACUAACAGAAAUCCCCUCCAGAUGAUUUGUGAUGCUCAUUAUGUUCAGUUUUUGUUGAGACUGCAGUGCUGAUGAAUUACAUUGGACACAGGAAAACAAUUACUGUAACAGUGGUCCAGAAGUCCAUUACCAACAGACUUAAAGACAUUUCUAGGAUGUGUUCAGCAUUAAAAGUGGACAUUAGUGCCAUCUUGGUGCCCCGGUGGUAUAAGAUGUAUACAAUUGAACCAUGAGGUUCUUGGUUUGAUUCCAGCCAGGGCCCAUGUUUCAUGUUGCUCUCCACUGUCAGACUAUCCAAACCAGUUAUUUUACAACAUGGCCAUCAGGUUGAAUGAAAAGUUAAAUCUCAACAAAACUAUUUGUAGCAGAGCCGUUGUAUAGUGAGGUGUUUUGUCCACCUUCUAUACUGUAUGUGUAGCCAAUAAAUGAGACACUUGGAGCAGCAGGAUUUAUUGGCCAACAGUAGGUUACUCAACUUGUACAGCACUACCCUGUUAUUUCCUUGUGUGAAUGUAAAUUUUAACUUACUGGAUGUACUAAAUAAUGAACCUCAGAUGCAGCCCUAGAUUUUAUUUCAAAUCUAGGAGGUACAAAAUAUAAUUAUAUUGUCUAAAUACACUAUGGUGUGAGAAGUUGCAUGUAAAAGUCAUUUGUGUAUUUCCUACAUUUGUGUAUUUCCUACAUUUCGCUUUCAUGUUUUGGUAAACAUUUGCCAUUUUAUAAUGUAGUCUAUGAUAUAGCCUACUGUGGCAUUACUACAUCUAAUUGAUUAAAUAACAUUUGCUGCACCAUACAAGGUAAUUUAUCUAAUAUAUGAAAUGAAAAGACAAUCCAACCUAACCAUCUAUUCUGUAAUUGAAAGAAAACAAAUUCUGUGGUUUUUUCCAUUUUUCAGAGUAUACUUGAAAACCCAAAUAAAGUCAUCACUAGACAGUU